UCCGAAUCCAAUGUUGGAACGAAACGGCCUUUCAAUGCUACAUCGAGAUCGGUCCAAUCAAUUCGAUAUGCAUCCCGAAAAACGUGCAAGCAACAUGGGUUUAAGAAAGAAACACAAACGAUCAUGUCAACCUGUCAGCUCUAACUCGGCCAGAUGUAUCUUGAGAAUCGUAUCGAUACAUUUCUGCAAGCAGGAUUCUACCGAAUUUUACACUGGGUCGUUGAAUGAAGAGUGGCUCCUACAGCAGAGGAGGCCGAAUGAAAUAUCAAAUCCUGGUCAAUACUAGUUGGAAGAAGCUGCAGCAAAUCAUCCCUUUUGACUUCCAGCCUCGAAGGGAUGUCCAAAGCCAACCUUUACUUAAAGGCUGAAACGUCAUAUUUGGUUGUAAGUGUUACAUCGAAGGCACGGGAAGUGCACGCGAGAAUGGCUCGGCAGGAAUGUACUUUCUGGAGGUAGCAUUCCGUUAGCUUUGCGCGUAGCGGCAGAAAGAUUCAUAUCUCUGGUCGUAUUAAGAUACCAUACAAGAGAAUACCACUCGAUGAGAAGUCAAAGGCAAAUCAAUGUAGGUACAGAAAUACACGAUAGCUCUUUGGAACUCAAUGCGUUUUCCCAUCAUAGUUGAGAGAAAAUUGCAUCUGCUCAAGGAUAAAUGCAUUUGUGGACGCGGUAGACGUUAAGGAACUUGGCAACGAGGUCUCAUAUUCCAAGCCGCUACAUUCUUCAUAUUCGUUGAUAUGUACAACAAAAUUUACAAGUAUAAGUCAUUCUCAUACUCUCAUUCCUUUCUUUUGUCCACGCGUUAUUCCUCUCUCUUUCCCCAACGAACGGCAUUAUAUUCAAUAUGAGGACUGCAAGCUUGUUGGUGUCUCUGGCCUUUACCAGAGGUAUUUUGGGUGCUAUCUGCACCCAAAAUCAAUGUGCAAAUGCCAUUACAUCCAUUGGUGAGAUCAACGUCGGUCUUCAAAGUCGUUCGUUAGAUUGCGCCAAGUUCAUAGCGACUACUGUCACUCCCAAUGCUUCAAUUGCUUUGAUAACUACGAGUGCAAAUAUGGAAGAUUAUCCCUAUGUUCCUUCUCAAACAACAGCUGAUCAUGGUACAAUUCCUACUUACGCAUCAUAUUGUACCGACGCAGCUGCAUAUUCCUCCGCCUGUGAUUGUGCGGGUGUUACACCUUCAGUAGUUGUCGCUCCAACUCCAACUACCUAUCUCUACGAUAAAUUACCACUUUGCGCCAAUCCAGCUACAUGUGCACAAGGAUACAGUAACGCUGCUUGUGGAGGUGGUGCUGGUAUUUGUAUUCCUGGGGGAGGAAAUGAUGGUUCUGGUUUCUGUGUCGCUGCAGGAACUUGCGGAAUCACCUGUGAAAAUAAUUCGGAUUGUACCACUGGUAUCUGUCUUAGGGAUGUUUGUUGUGGUUCUACUUGUUAUAAUCCUUCAGUUCAACUCGUUUCGACAUGGCCUCCUACUCCCAAUAAACUUGCCAAGAAAGACUUUAGAAAUUUUAAAGAUCUUUUCAACAAGUUCAAUGGUGCAAAAUCGAAAUUGUUGGGCUCUUCGAAGAACAAAAUCUUGGGUACUCACUUACCUGAAAAUCCUCAGCCUACAAAUUUCUUCAAAGGUGGAUUUUGA
Botrytis byssoidea is the source of this 1630-nucleotide messenger RNA. RefSeq lists its product as uncharacterized. The coding region runs from base 842 to 1630 and encodes 262 amino acids. The transcript is spliced from 3 exons. The record is from RefSeq and is a predicted model, not a curated record. NCBI's taxonomy places the organism in Eukaryota, Fungi, Ascomycota, Leotiomycetes, Helotiales, Sclerotiniaceae.